Pichia kudriavzevii is the source of this 2121-nucleotide messenger RNA. RefSeq lists its product as uncharacterized. Bases 1 to 2121 code for a protein of 706 amino acids. The transcript has a single exon. NCBI's taxonomy places the organism in Eukaryota, Fungi, Ascomycota, Pichiomycetes, Pichiales, Pichiaceae. The record is from RefSeq and is a predicted model, not a curated record.
AUGUCCAAUGAUGCAGGGUUCCGACCAGCAUCAAAAAUCCAGAUUAUUAAGGACCAUCCAAAUAUGACCCCACAUAAGACAUCCCCUAAGCAGAAAUUCCAUACCAUCAAAAAUUUCCUUAAGAACAAAAGCUCCUUUACGGAUUUACGAAUGUUUCAAGAGAAAAAAGAAGAUAAAAACACUAGAAGCACCAACGUAUCAAACAAUAGUUUCAAAGAAGACCCAAAUUAUAAACCUGUGGACAUAAAAUGGAAGAUCCCCAAGAAAAAAAGGUCUCUCGGGAGCUUAUUACCAUCCCAUGAGUCGAAAGAGCUCUUUCUUAAUAAUUAUGCUGACGAAGUAAAAGAUUUUGUGCCCCCUGCAUAUACAAAGAAUCUUCCAAGCACACCCAACUCUACACAAGCAGGCGUUUAUAGAAAUCCCUCAAUAUCAACCAAAGGAAGUUCGAAAGCAUCUUCGUCUCCUAAAAAGACAUCAUUUUCACUUGAAUAUGACCAUACGUUAUCCACUCCAACUUUUUCGACGGCAGAAACUUUUGUUUCUGAUGAUUGGGUUCCUCCUGGAACUAUAAGAGGUACUUAUGUUCAUGAUUGGUCCAACGAUUCCAGUCCAAGGUCUUUUAUUGAAAGCAGAAAGGUUGAAAGGUUUGACAAGCCGAUGUUAGUAUCUACACCUUCAACACCGUGCAAAAGUAGAACAUUUGAUAAGUUGAGCUUAUCGGUGAAUGGAUCUACUUUGAAACCUCCGAAUAACCCUUUUCCUUCACCUUGUACGCUCUCAACAGAAAAUGAUCUUGCCAUUGAUAAUGGCAAUCUUACUGUGAUAGACGAAGGUAUCUCUUCUACAACUUUAGCCAGUCAAUCAAAUUCGCAUGCUGGUUCAAGUGAAAGCUGCUCGGUACAUUCAAAAGAUUCUUUCAAGUCACAGUUUUCCUUCCUGCGAAAUAGGACAUCUUCGGUCAAGUUUUACAAAUCUAAAGAGCAAAUGCAAAAAGAAAAUGCAAAAAAUGCAGAAAAGAUUGAACGAUUAAGAAUAAAAGAGUUCUUGGGGACAGAUGAAAACAGCGAGCUUUUGAAUGAAGAUUACAAUUAUAUUGACUUUGAUGAGGAUGAUGAAACAGAUGAAUUAUUCAAUAGAGAUUUAUUUGGCUUAGAACAAACCGGUUCUCCACCAGGGUUGGAACUCAAUGACGAAGACAAUGAAGUAGCUCCCAAUGGCUUAGAGAUUACAGGAAUUUCAUAUAGUCAUGACGAAGUCGACAAUGAGAAUUUGUGCGACCCAGGCAAUCGAUCUAUCUAUGGCAAUAAUAUAGAGGGGGAAGCAUUUGAAGAAUAUGAAUAUAAAGAGCCAUCGGGAUUAGAACUCACAGACUCAGAAGAAGAUCCAAAAGAGAAUACAGAAACUAUAAAAUCUGAGGGGGGGUACAGGUAUGAGCCACCUUCUAGAUUAGAAUUGACAGAUUCAGAAGAAGAAGGAAACGAUAUAAACAAAAAUAUUGAGUAUGAUUCAAGUGCAGAUAUCAGUAUUGAAGAAGUUAAAGAAAAUGAAUUUGAAAUCAGUCACUCAAAUCUAUCAAAAGAACUCUUAAGUAUGUUGAACCGUAAUGAUUCGAACCUUACUUUCAAAUCGACCACAUCUGAUAUAUCCAUAAAACAUGUGCCAUCACAAAAAUUCCAGAGACACAAAUCUGUUAAAUACCAUCAGUUAUCAGCUGAUAUUGAAAGUUCUUGUUAUAGUGAUGGCCAUAUAUGGGAAAAUUCCUCUGCCUUAGAAGAAGUCAAUCAGAUACCUGAAGAUUAUGAUUUUGAAGCCGCUAAUACUUUUCAGCCAAAUCCACGAAAGCAGAGAUUUUCGACGAUGCUUUCACUACAUUCAAAUGACUCUAACCUAAGUGCAAUUAGUGACGUUGAUUCAAAUUGCGAUCCCACGAGACAACAUUUGUGGAAGAAACUUGUUAUAAAGAAUGCAGUGGGAAAUCAAAGAAUUGAGCGUAUUCACCUGGAUGAUCGAACUAUUACCUUGUACAACAGAAAACCAGGUGUUGAACCAGAAAAUGAUCAAUCAAGUAUUUCUUCUUAUGAUACCAACGAUAGAGGCGAGCUAGCUACAAUUGCUGAGUAA